AUGACUUCAGUAUCGAUGUACCUUCUUUUACUUGUUAUGCCAUUUGUGGCAGCAAAGUCCUCUUCACAGAAUCCUGGCUGCAGGAUAAGGAUCACAUCCAAGGGGCUGCAGUUUGUAAAACAGGAGGGCCUGAAGUUUGUGGAACAGGAGCUGGAGAAUAUUACAAUCCCGGAUUUGACUGGCACUGAGGGGAGAUUCUCCUACAGCAUCAACAAUGUUCGCGUCACACACUUACAGCUCGCGCAAUCAGAACUUUUGUUUCAGCCUCACAGACAACUGGUGUUAGACAUUAGUAAUGCAUCCAUCAGUCUUAACUUCCAGAGGAAACUUCUGUACUGGCUCUUCUACGAUGUGGGAAUGAUCAAUGCAUCAGCAGAAGGAGUGCACAUUAAAACAGAGCUGGAUCUUUCACGGGAUUCAAAAGGACGUUUGAAGAUUUCCAACAUGACAUGUGAUGCGACUAUCAACAGGAUGCAAGCUGGAUUCAGUGGAACACUCAAGAGGGUAUAUGAAUUCCUUGCUACAUUCAUAACCACUGGGAUGCGAUUCCUUUUAAACCAGCAGAUCUGUCCAGCUCUCAGACACGCAGGGUUGGUCUUACUCAAUUCUCUACUUAAUACUAUACCUGUGAAGAAUCCAGUAGACGACUACAUAGGUAUAGACUACUCUCUGCUGAGUCACCCCCUUGUAUCUGAAAACAGUCUGGAUAUGGAUUUCAGGGGCAUGUUUUAUUCCCUGACUGCAGAGAACGACACAAUUCCUAACACAUCUCCAGCCCUGCACAUAAAACAGAAGGAACGCAUGGUAUAUAUUGCUCUGUCUGAGUAUUUCUUUGACUCUGCGAUGUAUGCAUACUAUCGAUCGGGUGUGCUCAGCCUGGAAAUCGCUAAUGAACAGGUGCCCAAAGACUUGGAAGUUUUGCUGAGAACAUCAUACUUUGGAAGUCUCAUGCUAUUGGAUCCUUCUGUGGCUGAGGCCCCAAUGAGGCUAGAAUUGAAGGUUUCCACCGCUCCCCGCUUUACCAUAAAGCCAACUGGAACAAGUGUCUCGGUCAACGCCAUCUUAAACAUAUAUCUGAUUCCACCAGACCAGCCCUCUGUGCAGCUGAGCAGCAUGACCAUGGAAUCCCGUCUUAACGCUAGAGUGACUCUGAAGAAGACUACAUUACAAGUUCAUCUGGACCUUAGGCGAUUCCGAAUAUACUCCAACAAGUCAGCACUGGAAUCCUUGGCGCUUAUACCUUUGCAAAGUCCUCUGAAGACCCUUUUGCAGCUGACUGUGAUGCCUGUCCUUAAUGAAAGAACAAAAGGAGGGGUCAGCAUCCCACUUCCUGAAGGGUUGGAUUUCACCAGGGAAACAACUACACAUCAUGCUGGUUUCAUUCUUAUUGGUGGAGAUCUACAUUUCUCCAAGAGUUUGCGUGAAGUCAUCGAGAAAUACCGUCCUGAGACAACAUCUCUUCCAGAAACCACCAAGGCUCCAAUGAGGCUGUCU
Staurois parvus is the source of this 1494-nucleotide messenger RNA. The record is from the annotation of a GenBank genome assembly. NCBI's taxonomy places the organism in Eukaryota, Metazoa, Chordata, Amphibia, Anura, Ranidae.